Messenger RNA from Macrosiphum euphorbiae (potato aphid), 996 nucleotides. Lineage: Eukaryota; Metazoa; Arthropoda; Insecta; Hemiptera; Aphididae. The record is from the annotation of a GenBank genome assembly.
AUGUCCAAAAAGCUAUCGAAUGAAGAAAUAGCACGAGAACUAGAUGAAUACUUUGCUAAUUCUGAAUCUGAAGAUGAAUUAUACGAUUUUGAUCUAGCUAAUGAUGAUUCUGAUCCUAGUUUUUAUCAAUCGAGACCAGUUGAUAAUAAUUUUAUUUUGAUAUAUUCUAAUACAAAUUCACAGUCAAAUGCUAAUGGUGUAUAUAAUUCUAAUCAAGUGCAAUAUAAUACACCUACUGAGAUUAGCCAACACGAUUUACAAGCCUCUGGUCUAUUACAUAAUGACCAAUAUUUAUUCAAAGAUGUUGAUAUUGAUGAAGCUCUGGAAAAUUUUGAAACUGAUUUCCAAGACUAUUUUUCACAGAAUGAGUCUUUUCAGUCUCCUUCAAGUAUUACACAUGACAUAAAUAUCAUUUAUUUCAGUCAAUGCAUUCUACAGUCAAGAGUAUCUUCAGAUGCAUUUUCAUCUAACAUCCAUAGACCCUCAAGAUCAUCUAAAGUUCCUAAGGCAAUCAAGACAUUAAAAUGGAAAAAAAAUGCAAAUAAGUUUCAACCAAAAAUUCAUAAAUUUAACUCAAUCAAUAGUGUUGUUCAAUGUGAAGAGUUUGAUUUAAAUGAAGCCUCACCUGUUAUAGAUUAUUUUGAAGCCUUUAUUACAAAUGAUUUGAUUGGAAAAAUUGUUUUGAGACUAACAGGAGUAACUAUUUUAAUGGCUAGGAACAAAAAGUUAAAAAUGCAUGAAUAUUGGUCAACUAAUGAAUUAUUACGUCAGGAUAUUUUUGGUAAAUGUAUGAGUAGAGACAGAUAUUUACUUCUCUUGCGUUGUAUUCACUUCUGCGACAAAAGUCAACAAAUCAAAGGAGAUAGGCUCUACAAAAUUAAAAUGGUUUUGACUGAAGUAAGAAAGAAUUUCAAAGAUGCUAUGAUUCCUUUUUCAAAUCUGGCCAUUGAUGAGAGCUUACUUUUGUGGAAAGGGCGUCUGUCAUUUAAACAAUAA